This is a messenger RNA of Thermothelomyces thermophilus ATCC 42464, 4033 nucleotides long. RefSeq lists its product as uncharacterized. NCBI's taxonomy places the organism in Eukaryota, Fungi, Ascomycota, Sordariomycetes, Sordariales, Chaetomiaceae. Gene Ontology annotation, cellular component: cytoplasm; nucleus. The coding region runs from base 218 to 3847 and encodes 1209 amino acids. The transcript is spliced from 4 exons. Gene Ontology annotation, molecular function: mRNA binding. The record is from RefSeq and is a predicted model, not a curated record. Gene Ontology annotation, biological process: nuclear division.
GUGAAAUGUCCACUUCCAAAACCGAGCCGAAUUGAUUUACCACCAUCCCCCCGGGUCUUGGGAAACGCCAAAUCGGUAGACCCGACAGGUAUCCUUUUCCUUUUCGUUCCCUCCUUCCAGCGCUAUCAAUUUGCUGUGUUGGCUCCAAGUCAGGCGGACAUCUCCUAAUCUCCCGUCCCGUUGUUCUCUCUCGGUUUCAUCCUACGGUACCUCCACAAUGUCGUCCGCCGCCAUGUCGAGCGACUUUCCGGAACUCGGCAGCGGGCCGAAGCCCGCGGCCAACGUGGCCCCCGUCUGGCUUGCGCGGGCUCCUGGAGCGUCGGCUCCGGCCUCUGGACGGGCCUCCGGCGCCACCACACCCGUCCCAGAAGCGUCGACGGUCCCGAGCCUCUCGAUCCCGGGCCAGAACAAGGAGUACCUGCUCCUGCAUCCUGACGACAUCCUUCCCCGCGAGCAAUUGAAGCGGCCGCUCCCCGACAUCGUCAAGGACUUCAACCGCAAGUCUCGCGCCCAGAUCAAGAUCGUUCCUCAUGCCGAAAACAUGCUCAGGAUUGAGGCGACGGGGCCCAAGAGCGACAGCACGACCCAGGCGCUCAAGGACUUCGUUGGCUUGAUCGGUGCCAAGCUGAAGCUCGAGCUGGACAUUCAUCGCUGGGCGCGACCGCACAUCAUUGGCAAGGGCGGGGCCACCAUCAAGGCCAUCCAAGAGAAGACCGGCGCUCGGAUUCACGUCCCCAAGGAGGACGGACAUGCGGCCCCCGCCGGAGAGGAUGACGACGAGCUCAUCAAGGUCGUUAUCGAGGGCAACACUCAGCAGGCUGCCCACGCCCAGAAUCUCAUCUACGAGAUUAUGGGCGAGCGCGCCGGCACGGUCAGCCUCACGUUGAAAGACGUCCCUGCGGAAUUCUACCCCUUCAUUGCUGGCGCCGACAACAGCAAUAUCAAGCCCAUCGAGCAGGAAUUCGGUGUCCAGAUCAAUGUUCCUGCCGCCCAGCCCUCUUCGUCGACGCCGCCCGUGCCAGUCGCCUCCGGCCGUCCCGAGUUCUUUGCCGCCGCCGAUAGCUUUAUCCAGCUGCGCGGCGAACGCUAUGCCGCCAAGGCCGCCAGGGCCAAGAUUGAGGAGCGGGUCCAGGAGCUCCGGGAUCAGUUGACGGUACAGCCGGUACACAUCCAGCCGGGCCGUCACCAGUUCAUCAUCGGAGAGAAGGGCAUCUCGAUGGAGCAGUUCUUCGAGGAGACGGGAUGCACCAUCGUGUUGCCAAAUGACGAAGAGGACGACAUGGUCAGGGUUGUUGGGCCUGCCGACCAGGCCGCCGUCGGCGUGCAGAAGACUGUCGACCUCGCCAUGGGCAUGCAGUGUUCCAACUUCGACAUCUCGCGCUUCUACCGCCAGGCCCCUGGUGGCGCUGCGGUCCAUGCGCGCAAUGUUACGCGCUACCUGAGGCAAAAGCGGGAGCUUGAGCGGCUGGGAAAUCUCUAUAGUGUUCACUUCAAUACCCCCUUCUCGGAGCAGGGCGCUCUGCCGUGGGAGCUCUAUGCGCGCGAUGGCGCCAAUAUUGUCAGAGCCCAAGCGGAAAUCAAGGCUCUGGUCGACGCUCACCCGCCGGCACGGAUGGCUACCGUCACCGUCGAUCCCUUCUACUACCAGUACAUCAGGAAAGAGGUCUUGCCCCAUGUCCGACAGACGUAUGGUGUACAUUUGGUGAUCCCGGAGAAUUCGGAACCCAAUGCUCCCCUUCUGUUGGUGUAUGAGGGUCCCUCGAAUCCGGAGUCGUACGAAAUCGCUCGAGAACAGCCGAAGCAGAAAGACAUCAGCGAGAUGCAAAAGGGACUUCAGGAUGCCCAAAGCUAUAUUCUCGGCCUGAUGAGCGAGCGGGAGCCAAUCGCGUCCAAGACGAUUGAAGUACCCGUAAAGUUCCAUCCCCGGCUUCAGAAGUUUAUCAAGAAUGAGCAGGACAACGCCUCCAACCCGAUUCGCGCCCGCGUGUCCAACACCGGCGAAUCCGUUCACAUUCGCGGCCCUAGCUCUGUUGUGGAGUGGCUUGUGGCCAAGUGCCUCGACUUCGUCGAGCGAGAGAAGCAGGACGAGAAGGAGCGCGGAUUUACCCUGGAAUUCGAUUUCCCCCAGAAGUUUGCAAACCAUUUGAUCGGUAAAGGCGGGAGCCACAUCCGGGAGCUCAGGGAGAAGUUCGACGUCGAGAUUCAGGUGGACGAUGGCAAGGUGCAGCUGAAGGGGCCAAAGGCCAAGGCCGAGGCUGCCAAGGCGCACAUCACUGCCCUCGCGCGUCAGCUGCAGGAUGAAACGACAUACGUACUCAAGAUUGACCCCAAGUUCCACCGGGAAAUCAUCGGCGCCCAGGGAAGCCAGGUCAAUAAGCUGCAGACACGGUACAAGGUCCUCAUUUUCUUCCCUCGGAACAACGCAAAGGGCACCAAGGACGACGAGUCUCUCGCCGACUCAUCCAGCGAUGCCGGGAAGGGCCGCCGUCAACAAGCCCCCGACGAGGUCAUUGUCCGUGGGCCGAAGCGGGGCGCUGACGAGGCUCGUGAGGAGCUGCUGUCGCUCCUGCAGUACCUCAAGGACACCUCGUUUACCGCCACCGUGACAGUUCAGAAGAAACAGCUUCCCUCGUUGAUCGGCUCCGGUGGUGCUGCUCUGGAGCAAUUGCGCCAGGAGACGGGGGCUAAGAUCGAUGUUCCCAGCGCGAAGGAGUCGACCGAGGAUCAGGUGGACAUCCAGAUCAAGGGCACCAAGGCGCAGGUGGCUGCUGCCAAGAAGAUUUUGGAGGAGAAGAAGGCCAUCUUCGAAGACACCAUAGUCAAGAAGAUUGAUGUGCCUCGAAAGUACCACCGGGCGCUCAUUGGCACGGGUGGUUCUACUCUCCGCGACAUCAUCGUCAAGGCUGGCGGCUCGAGUGAUCAGCGAGAGAUGGCCCGCACCAUCCAAUUCCCGAAGCAAGACGCCGACGGCGACACCAUCAAGGUCGAGGGCCGCAGCGAGAUCGUGGACAAGAUUGUCGCACGCAUUGAGGCCAUGGUGGCCGAGCGCGAGAGCCAGAUCACCGAGACGCUGGAUGUGCCUGUCGAAAAGCACAGGUCCAUUGUCGGACGCGGCGGCGAGACCAAGCGGAACAUUGAGGCCCAGUUCAAGGUCUCCAUCGACGUUCCCCGUCAGGGCAGCGGCAGCACAAGCGUGAAGAUUGUCGGUCAAUCGCCCGAUGUCGAAAAGGCCAAGGCCCACAUCGAGGACUUGGUCAAGGAACAGCCGGGCGAGACCAUCAUGGUCCCCCGAGCUCUUCACCACGCUGUUUCCAACAAUGGCCAGAUCUUCCGCAAGUUCAAGAGCGAAUAUGGCGUCACUGUCGAUCACGCGGGCCAGCCCAUUCCACCGAAGCCUGCGGUCGCAACAAACGCACGCGCUAAUGGGGGUUCGCUACCCUUGAUCACUGACGACGAAGACGCAAUCGCCGACGCCCAUUCCUGGAAGGUGGUGGAGCAGGCAUCCACCGAGGAGGGCGACAUCCCCUGGGUUCUCCGCGGCUCGCCGGAAAAUAUUGAAAAGGCCAAAAAUGCCAUCAAGUCUGCGCUUGACCAGGCCAACAAGCAGAACGCAACCGGCUACCUAGUCCUGCCCGACCCGAAGACGUACCGCUUCGUUAUUGGCCAGGGCGGCAGCAAGGUCAACUCCAUCCGCAAGCAGAGCGGAUGCAAGAUCACUGUCCCGCGUGACCAGACGCAGGGCGAUGCCAUCGAGAUCGUCGGCACCAAGGAGGGCGUGGAGAAGGCAAAGGAGCUCAUCUUGGCGGCCGUGAAAGAGGGUCUUAGCUCGAGAUCGCCUCGCGAGUAGGGCUCCAGUACGAAAAGGACACAAUGGAUAAGUCUGUCUCCGUAUCAGGGUAGUGAUAUCGGGUGGCGGGUAAACAAGAACAAAAAUGACCGGGGGGAGUGGGUAGCUGAGGUUUACAGAACGCAGUUGGAGGUAUAUAUAUAUAUAUAUAUAUAUAAUGAUUAUGCUAGCAGCAAUACAUGCUUU